Molecule: messenger RNA, 255 nt
Organism: Anisakis simplex (herring worm)
Lineage: Eukaryota; Metazoa; Nematoda; Chromadorea; Rhabditida; Anisakidae
Source: the annotation of a GenBank genome assembly
AUGGUGACAGUACGUUGGUUUACCGAACGUUUUGCGUACAAAAUAGUGCCCAUGAUCACGGCCUAUCGCCAUCAACGUGGCGUCCACAUUAUGUCCCUCGGCAGUCAUCUUUCAAGCCUUCCUCGGACGAUCUUCAAAACUGAUGAUUGGCCUUGUUCGCCUGCUGCUGCUGUUGCUGCUGCUGCUGCUGCUGAUGCUGCUGCUACACUUCAGCUACCAGCAACCAACACGCACACCGAACUACCUCCGCACUGA